This is a messenger RNA of Leucoraja erinaceus (little skate), 6609 nucleotides long. It is a transcript of the gene cib3, whose product is annotated as calcium and integrin binding family member 3. Gene Ontology annotation, molecular function: calcium ion binding. Lineage: Eukaryota; Metazoa; Chordata; Chondrichthyes; Rajiformes; Rajidae. The transcript is spliced from 6 exons. The record is from RefSeq and is a predicted model, not a curated record. Bases 2841 to 3404 code for a protein of 187 amino acids.
GACAAUGUUUUGGGAUCAGGACUUGGUUCUGUCCCUUCGCUGUUAUUUCUGUGCCCCCUCCCCUCCACCACUUUGAUCUUUUCACUGGUCCCAACAGGUCAGGUUUACCAUGCACAUAAGGGGGUUAUCGGGUAAGGUCAUCGGGUCAAAGGGCGUGACGCAAGGAGCAGGUCAAUCCAUGUGGAGGAUAUGACAGCCUACAGCAUACACUGUUAAUGCAUGAAACGCGUACUUUCUUACAUAGAAACAUAGAAAAUAGGUGCAGGAGUAGGCCAUUCGGCCCUUCGAGCCUGCACCACCAUUCAAUAUGAUCAUGGCUGAUCAUCCAACUCAGUAUCCUGUACCUGCCUUCUCUCCAUACCCCCUGAUCCCUUUAGCCAUAAGGGCCACAUCUAACUCCCUCUUAAAUAUAGCCAAUGAACUGGCCUCAACUACCUUCUGUGGCAGAGAAUUUCACAGAUUCACCACUGUGUGAAAAAUGUUUUCCUCAUCUCAGUCCUAAAAGAUUUCCCCCUUAUCCUUAAACUGUGACCCCUUGUUCUGGACUUCCCCAACAUCGGGAACAAUCUUCCUGCAUCUAGGUUAAAAACCGCCGAAAUGAUCCAUUUUUGUGCUGUAAAUAAUUGGAAAACAGCCCCGUCUCCCUCUGUGCAGCCGCACUGUCACGCGCUGUAGGUGACACACCGAACCGACCGACCCUUCCCCCCCCACCGCAGGGACAGACGGCCUGAGGUCCGCGAGUGUGGAACCAGAGUGUGGAGUCUGGAUGCUGGGACAGAAGAAUGGCCAACUAUACUGGCAGCCAUAGUAUGUGCUUACCUGACAUUCACCGCGUGUACUCCAGACGGCGUUGCAUGGCCUUGACUGCUGUGCAACCUCCCUAUUCAAUUCCUUUACAACUCCAUCCCACUUCUGGAGAAUCUGAGGGAUAUUUGCGUCUUCGAGGAGCAGACACUCAACAAGGCCUCAUGGCCUGGCUGAUCUUGUUCUCGCAUUGUACAUUUUUUUCUUCUACACCCACUUCUUCCAUAUCAAAGGUGCAGUUAGGGGCAGACACUUGGACCCAACUAAUGUCUGUCUUGUGUGACAUGUGGAACAGUCUUUGUUUCACUUCCUCAACUCCUAUUCCCGUACAUUGUUGGCUAAAUUGGAGCAGCCACCUGCACCCAUGCAGAAUUCAACAGUUACAUUACUUUAGUGCAAAAAACAAACUGCUGCAGGAACACAGCUGACCAAACAGCAUCGGUGGAAGCAGAGGGAUUUAAUGAUAUUUGGGCUGAGACACUAUAUCAGGCUCCAGCACUGUUUCUCAAUCCUGCAGUUUGAUUAUUGCGCCAAAUCCUAGCGUUUUGCUGUCUCUUCUGUGUCUAUUUCCAUCCCACUUUCACCUUCAUAUGGUCAGCGUCUGACUUGUUGCUUCCCUUUCUCUUUCCAUAUCAAGAGAGAGACUAGCCAUCCACUACAAGCUAACUGACUCCCACAGCUAACUUGACCACUGUUCAACCCAUUCUGCCUCCUAAUGCAUUUUCCCAGUUCCUCUGUCACAUUUGCUCCAUUUGUAAUGGGAAUGGGAACUCUGCCAUGGGAAAACAUUUCUUACUGUUAGACAGUAAGAUAGACAUAUAAUGAGUUGCUCCAGCAUUUUGUGUCUAACUACACACAGUAUGCCGCCUGUGGCCUCACAAAUGUUUCAUAAAGUUUUACCAAGACCUUCCUGGUUUUCUAUUCCAUUCCCCAGCGAUUGAAGGAAACUUUUCUUGACAGUCCUAUUGACCUGUGUUGAACUUUCAGCAAUGUUUGGACUUUGAAAUGUUUUAAUCCUUGACACUGUGUGGCAGUGACAGGCUGGCAGGCCUCAGAACAAUACCUCCAUGUUGCGCAGUGACAAUCUUGAACUUGCAGGUUCACACAUGAAAAAACUGCACUGGUCCAUGAAACUGCUUGCCAAUGCCUCACCCCUCCUCUGGCUCGCAUAUGUGCCUCGUGUGACUGUGGAACUGCCCUGGAUAUUGCCCUCUGUGCUCCCUCAGCCUAGCCGAUGACAAGGAAAAUGCGAUCUAAUAUAAAAAUUAAACGGGACAGACACAUUUUUUCUUAUGUAAGGGAAAUGCUAUAAGGGAGUUGCUUGGUAACUUUCCACCUAACACUUCCACUCAGCAUAUGAAUAACACAAAAUGCCAGCAGGCAUCAUUGUUAUGCGCACGUUCCACUGGUACUGUGGCCGUUUGUUUGUGUCAGCAUGCCUCCUAAUGCAUACUCCCCAUUCCUCUCUUACAUUUGCUCCAAUGGGAAUGGGAAAUGACACCUCUGCCAUGCACAGGGAUGUCAGUGUCAAAUGUCAGUGUGAGCAGUGUGUUUCACAGCCUCUGAUUUGUACAUGAAAUAUCUAAAUUUGGAGUAAUCUUUGUCUUAAUUAACUCAUUAUGGCCAGAGAGUAUCAAAGUAACUGCUCCAGACUGUUUUAAUCUCUGGGCUUGUAGUAUACAGAUGGCUAAUGUCAGAUGCUCAUAAAUAAUAAAUUGGAAUAUUGUUGGAAUAUUACUGUCUAGCUGUCAUGCCUGUGAAUGUGUGUAACAUAAGCUGGAAGUCAACACAUCCGUGGCACAAAAAGGAGUGUGUGCAGGGCCUGUUGGAGGUCAACCAGAUCGCAUUCUUUUUAUUCAUAGCCUUUUACAUGAGAAUGGGUGAAAUGAUCCCAUUAUUAUUCAGCAAUAAACUGGCCGAUGCAAAGAGCAAUGUGAUCCUCCCGCCUGGCUCCAGAUCAGCUCUCCUCAUAUUUAAGUAUUGAGUGGAGGAGGAGAGAGUUGGGCAGAGCCUGAUGUUCACCCUGGCUGGCAAACAUGGGCAACAAGCAGACCGUCUUCACAGCGCAGCAGCUUGAUGCGUAUCAGGACUGCACCUUUUUCACAAGGAAGGAGAUCCUGAGAUUGUUUCACCGCUAUCGAGACCUGGCUCCUCAGCUAGUGCCACUCGAUUAUAAGGACAAUCCAGAUGUGAAGAUCCCAUAUGAAUUGAUUGGCAACAUGCCUGAGCUGAAGGACAAUCCCUUUCGCCAGAGGAUUGCAGAGGUGUUCUCCCAGGACAACGAGGGCAAUAUGACUCUGGAUGACUUUCUGGAUAUGUUCUCUGUGCUGAGUGAAAUGGCUCCACGUGACCUGAAGGCAUGUUAUGCAUUUAAGAUUUACGAUUUUAACGAUGACAAUUUUAUCUGUAAAUCGGAUCUGGAGAAGACGUUGGUCAAACUGACUCGCAAUGAGCUGACACCCGACGAGGUGCGGCUGGUGUGUGACAAGGUUCUGGGGGAAGCCGAUCUGGACAACGAUGGCAAGUUAUCACUGGAGGAUUUCCAGCACAUGAUUGUACGAUCCCCUGACUUUCUCAGCACUUUCCACAUACGAAUCUGAGCAAUGCCAGUCACAGCAAUCCACACAGGAACUCAAACAUCUUGAGAAUAACAUCCUACUGGGCACUGACCUGCCACUUCCUCUGAAUACAAGCCUGUGUGUUUGUAUUCUCAUCCGAUUGGAGAGAAAUCACUCAAGUUUGUUUCUCCAUAUGUGUCACUUAUCACCCGUGUUGCAUUUCUCAUAUCUAAUCCCUAUGCAGUUUGAAUCUUUAUGUGUUAUUAACCACCCUAGUUAUAUUGUUCAAAUAUGUCAUAGAGUCAUACAGCAAAGAAACAGGCUCUGUCCCCUUGGUCCAAUUCAAUUAUUUAUCUGGACACUUGUUAAAUGUUGUGAGAGUCUCCACCUCCCUCACAGACUGUACAUUUCAGAUUGAACACUCUCCGAGUGAGAAAAAUCUUCCUCAGAUCUAAAGGCCCUUCCCUUCUUAUCUUAAACUGUACCAUAAAGUGUUAGAUAACUCUGCUUUGGGGAGACGUUUCCUGCCCCAUCUAUGCCCCAGAUAAUUUUGUAUCAGUUCUCCUGCCAGCCUUUUUCACCCAAACAAAAUAUCCCGGUGAGUCUCCUCUGCACCCACUCCAGCGUAAUCACAUUCUUCCUGCACUGCAAUACUCUAGCUGUAGCCUGACCAAUGUUUUAUAAAGUUGUAAACAGCACAUCCUGCUCUUAUAAUGAAGGCAAGCUUUCUUUAUGCCUUCUUCACUAGCCCUGCCCACCUGUGCUGUGUUGCAGGGAUUACAGUGUGGAGGAGAGAUACAGCACGGAAACAGCCCCGUGGGUCUGUGUUGACCAUCAGCCACCCAUUAAUCCGACAUUAAUCACCCUUUUUCUCUCCACAUUCCUUGGACAUGUACACCUAGGUCUCUCUGUUCCUCCUUAUUAGAGCUUCCCAAGUGCAUCACUCACAUUUACCAGGAUUAUAUCCACUGCCCAAUCCUCUGCCCCUCUUAACAGCUGAUCAGUAUCGUACUAUAAUUUAAGACUAUCCCAUAACACAUGCUAAAUUCAAUAGCAUGUAUACAUUCACUGGGGUGUCUAAUCACCACACACACUGAUUGUUCAUGUUACAUGGAGUUCUACUGACUGCUCCCUUAUUACAUAUAAUAGUACAUCACAGGAACAGGCUCUUGUCUGUGUCGACCAUGAUGCCAUCUGCCUGCACUUGAACCGCAUCCUUCCAUUUCCUGCCUGUUCACGUGUCUUUCUAAAAGCUUCUUAAAAGUUGCCACGACAUGCGUUUCCACUAUCUCCCCUCACAGUGCACUUCAGGCAUCUACCACACACUAUGUAAAAAAAUGAGCCUUGUAAAUCUCGUUAAAAUUUUCCUCCUCUCACCUUAAUGCAAUGCUUUUGGUAAAUGACAUUUUCACCUUGGGAAAAAGACUGACUGUCCAUCGUAGCUAUGCUUCUCAUAAUUGUAUUUACUUCUAUCAGUUUACCACUUUGAUGCUCCUGAGAAAUCAAUCCUAGUUUGUUCAACUCUUUAUAGCUAAAUCCCUUGUUUCCAGAAAGCAUCCUGAUGAACCUCUUCUCCACCCUCUCCAAAGCCUCCAUAACCCCCCUGUAAUGAGGCAAAGACAACUGCACACAAUAAUGUGAAUGUGGUCUCACCAAAAUUGUAUGCAGCUGCAACGUUACUUCCCAAGUUCGAGUUUGAAACUCGUGUCCUAAGCUCAACAUGCCAACCGAUGAAGACAAGCCUUCUUUACCAUCAUAUGUGUUUGUGUUGCUGCUUUCUUGGAACUGUGGGCUUGAAUCCCAACAUCCGUCUGUGCAAAAUGCUCCUAAGGGGUCUAUCCUUUUCAAAAUACUUUCCUUUCACAUUUGACUUUCCAAAGGUCCACUCUCACACAUGUCCAGAUUAACUCCAUCUGCCAUUUCUCCAUCAUAUUUCUAGUGUUCAUAUUCCUGCUGUAUCCUUUCACAAUCUUCUUCAAUAUCCAUAGUUCUGCCAAUUUCUGUGUCAUUUGCAAACUUACCAAGCAACAUUUUUAUUCAAAUCAUUUAUAUGACAAACAACAGAGGUCCUGGCACUGAUCUCUGCAGAAUACCACUGGUCACAGAGCUGCAGUCAGAAUAACAACCCUUUGUGAGUGUGUAGAAGAGGUUCAUCAGGAUGCUUUCUGGAUCCAAGGGAUUUAGCUAUAAAGGAUAGACCCCUUAGGAGCACCCUCUCUCUUCUAUGGCAGUCAUUUAAAAUCCAAUGUACCAAGUCAUUAUGGAUCCCACAGCUACUCAGCUAGCAGAGAUUUAACAACACAUUCCUACUCCUAUUUCCUUUGAUUUUUCAAAUCUUUUCCACCUCACCUAAUACAUAGUCCCUCUAGUUCCUGAUUUCUCUACCCUGGAUAAAAAACGGUGUGAAUUCGUCCUAUCUACGUCUCAUGAUUUUAUGCACCUCAGUCUCCUGCUCUUCUAGGAUUAAAGUCCUAGCCUUCCCACUGUCUCCCUAUAGCUCAGGUACUCAAGUGCUGGUCACAUCCUUGACAACCAUAUCUUCACUCUUCCCAGCAUAAUGGAAUUUUUCCUCUAGCAGGGUGACCAAAUCAACACAAACUCCGAAGUGCAGCUUCACCAACAUCCUGUACAACUGCACCAUAACGUCCCAACUUCUAUCCUCAAUUCCCUGACUGAGGAAUGGCAGUGUGUCAAAAAGCCUUCACCAUCCUAUCUGUGACACCAUUAUCAAGUUAUAAUAAUUAUCCAUUCACACUGAAUAUUGAUUUCACCAGCCACAGUGAGAAACGUCUCUCAUCUGAUUGCAUCUGAGAACCUUAGCACCUAACCUAAGUUGACAAAUAUUCAUUUGCUGCAGUCAUUCAUAGUCAAGUCAAGUCAAGUUUAUUUGUCACAUACACAUACGAAAUGUGCAGUGACAAAUUGUGCAGAUUGUAUCAAGGAGCAGUUCACAGUUGAUUCACUACAAAUGACCCCUGAACUAUGGGGAGAUUGCAUUCCUAGAAAAUUAUUCAUAUCACAACUUUCCCCCUGUAAUCUAUGCAAGUGUCCAGACAUUUCAGUACCUCAAAUUUCACUGUACCUUAAUUGGUACAUGUGACAAUUAAAUUGAAUCUUGAAUCUUAAAAUGUAAUUUGCAAGAAAAAAUAAAGUGUGUUUUAUUUCUUUACUUUUUUGUCACAAAUUCUGUAAGAAGGAAAUUUUAAUCCAUAUCUCAAAUUUCUGGGCAGCGCUUUGUGAAUUCUCC